AAUAUUUACUAGGGUCGGAAAGUGGGUAGCGGGAGUAAAAUAGUUUUGAAUUGUGGGUAAGCACACUUUGAAAACUUAAGAAGCAAAUAAAGGAAGAAAAAAGAGAGGAAUGGUUGGUAUGAGAAUGGCAUUGUAUCAGCCUCUUACCUACCCAUCGCUCAAUAGGGAAUAAAAUCAAUGUUAAGAUUCAUGAUCACAACAACCCCACUUUCCACUUCCCUUCAAAACCUAAAGAAACAGAGCCCUUUUGGUGCAAGAGGAAAACAGGAAAGAAUUGUCUGCCACUGCCAGAUUACACAAACUUCUCUAUCUCUAUCUCUCUCCCUCUUCCAAGCUGCGACGAUGGUUGGUAGCACCGUGUUCACUUUGGCUGAGGUUGCCUCCCACGACAACCGCAACGACUGCUGGUUGAUCAUUGAGGACAAGGUGUACGAUGUAACAAAGUUCCUUGAAGACCAUCCUGGUGGUGAUGAAGUCUUGUUGUCAGCCAUUGGUAAGGAUGCAACCAAUGAUUUUUUCGAUGUCGGGCACAGUAGUGCUGCUCGAGCGAUGAUGGAAGAAUUUUACGUCGGCGACAUCGAUAGCUCAACUAUCCCUACAAAAAGGAAGUACACUCCUCCAAAGCAGCCCCUAUACAACCAAGACAAGACACCAGAGUUCAUUAUCAAGGUCCUCCAGUUUCUAGCUCCCCUGGUAAUUUUGGCAUUGGCUUUUGGCAUCCAUCUCUAUACCAAAACAACAUGAACACUGAAACUAUAUCCAUUUUUUUUGAAAAAAUUGGUAUAUUUUGUUCCAAUGAGUGUACUAUGCUUGAAACUUGUUAUAUGAUGCCGCUGAAAAAUGUUUCAACUUCCUCUGUUAUAUAAUGUUUACUUACCAAAAACAUUAUCAAUAAAGAGUAGUUCUUGGCAA
Molecule: messenger RNA, 912 nt
Organism: Cucurbita pepo subsp. pepo (vegetable marrow)
Lineage: Eukaryota; Viridiplantae; Streptophyta; Magnoliopsida; Cucurbitales; Cucurbitaceae
Source: RefSeq, a predicted model, not a curated record